Molecule: messenger RNA, 2859 nt
Organism: Gasterosteus aculeatus aculeatus (three-spined stickleback)
Lineage: Eukaryota; Metazoa; Chordata; Actinopteri; Perciformes; Gasterosteidae
Gene: snta1
Product: syntrophin, alpha 1
Cellular component (GO): neuromuscular junction; dystrophin-associated glycoprotein complex; intracellular anatomical structure
Molecular function (GO): protein binding; structural molecule activity
Source: RefSeq, a predicted model, not a curated record
AGCCCCCCCCCCCCCUCCCCUAUCUCUUUACAGGACUGCCAGCCCUUCUACAGUUAUUCCAGGAAUGCGUUGAACAUGGCUGCCGCGAUGAGGGCGCAGAAAACGGGACUGCUGGAACUUCGAGUGACCGUGGACCGCUGGAUCCGGGUGUUGGCCACUCUCACCGAGGACGCGCUCACGGUCAACCCGGGGGAGGGCGUCGAGGAGCCCGCCAAGCCCGCCAACCCGAGCGGUCCCGCCGGUGCGAUCAACGGAGACCCGCCGAACCUGAGCUCGUCCCCGGUCCCGGAGACCAUCACCAACGUGAAGCGCACCGUGCGAGUUACCAAGCAGGACGUCGGAGGACUCGGAAUCAGUAUCAAAGGUGGGAAGGAGAACAAGAUGCCCAUCCUCAUCUCCAAGAUAUUCAAAGGCCUCGCUGCUGACCAGACUGAGGCGCUUUAUGUGGGUGACGCCAUAUUGUCUGUCAACGGUUAUGACCUACGGGAGGCCACGCACGACGAGGCUGUGCAAGCGCUGAAGAAAACCGGCAAAGAAGUCAUCCUUGAAGUGAAGUACAUCAAGGAGAUGUCGGCUUUCUUUAAAAACUCGGGGUCCCCUGGGGCCACCCUCCCCUGGGACUCCCCCCCCUCCACGCCCCACACGGGCACCGAGCUCUCCCCCGCUGAGGUGAAGGAGCCCCGCAGCAUCCCGCUGAAGAUGUGCCAGGUGUCGCGGAAACAGUGCCCCCCCGACACGGAGAACAGGUAUUUCGAGGUGAUUUCGUCCAGCAGGAGGAACUCUGUGUUCCUGCGGGCCAAAGACCCGGCCGUGGCUCAGUCCUGGUACAACGCCGUCCAGGCCGGCGCUGCCAGCCUCCUGCCGCGAGUGAAGGAGGAGAUGAGGAGCAUGCAACAGGGAGUGGAGGUCAAACAUCUGGGCUGGAUCACAGAGCAGGUGAGCCAGGGUCCAGAGAAACCCGUCCUGGCCAUGCUGACCGACCGAGACCUGCUCCUGUAUCCCUCCCUGCCGGAGAGCAAAGAGAGCCUCGGCAACCCCGCCAAGAGCCACCCGCUCAUCGCUACCAGACUGGUCCACUCCGGCCCGGGGAAGAGUUCUCCCCUCCUGGACUCUGACCUCUCAUUCGGCCUGCGCUCGGGCACCAAGCAGGGCGUAGAGACCCACGUGUUCAGGGUGGACUCUGCCAAGGAGCUGUCCACCUGGACUCACCUGGUGGUGGAGGGCUGCCACAACGCCGCUGAGCUCGUCAAGGAGGUCACCGCGGCCUGUAGUUGGAAUGGGAAGGAGUGCACCUUGGGAGUCCACAUUGAUGAGGGUUUCACACUAUUUACACAAGAGAUGGGUGUCAGGAAAAGCAUCCUGCUGCAGCAGCCGUUCGAGCGCCUCAGAAUGUCCUCAGAUGACGGCGUUCGCAUGAUGUUCCUCGACUUCGGGGGGCAAGAGGCCGAGAUUCAACUGGACCUCCAUUCUUGCCCAAAGACCAUAGUCUUCAUCAUCCACUCUUUCCUGUCUGCCAAGGUCAAGCGACUGGGGCUCCUGGCAUGAUCACAGUCAACCAUCUGGUACGUCAACAAUAGGAAUAUUCAAUAAAUCACAGAGCCAGAAGACUCUGGAACACCAGAGGAUGCAGCCUGGGAAAAAGGUGCCGACUCACCACUUUCUUUCAGCCCUCUAAAGGAUCCUCUCCGGUCGGGAACCUGUUGGUCUUUCUAUGGGAAGGGAUAGACCGUCGAGUAAAGGGGAGUGCUCAGCAGCCACUAAAGGGGUCUCGACAUUUGUCAAGUCUUUUUUCGGUUGGUUUGUCACACGUCAUGGUGGCAAACUGUGCAACACGACAUCCUGCAUCUUACUGUUUCCAAGCUGGAAAUACCAACUAUUUCCUGUCAUUGUUUUGCAAAAGCUUUUGCUUUGUUUCAUGAGUCAUGAUUGGGCCUUGGCACUGAGCGUCCUUUCAUCAUCUUUCAAUAGUUGCUUUAUGCGCUGUCAUAACAAUAAGUUAUUUCACAAAUGUCCUGAUUGAUGUUGGACAAACUUUUUUCUUCUUCUUUCUUUUUAAACAAAGGCAGCUUUAGUGGACUGACAGAAUGAUGUGACCGAUCAUUACGUAAUCAAUAAUCUGAGCUGAACAAUGAACAACGAUAAUGUUUGCUUUUUAUGUUCCAAAUAUCAAACAAAAUGUCCUGUGCAUUGCAGCUCAGCAACUUGUUAUUUUAUUUUCCUCUCUUCCCUGUUUUGAGUGUGCUCAUCCAUGGCCUAACAAAAAGAAAUGCCUAACGCAUAUCAUUAAAAUAUCAUUUUUUUCUGCUAGUUGACAUAGCUUAAUCAAUACAUCUGAGAAGAAAAGACUCCUUCCUUGGACGUCCGGCAGUGUGACUCUGCGUUAUCUUUCAUUUCAACACACAUGAAGCAUCAAAUGAGAGCUGUUGUGUUUUUAGAGUUGUGUGUUGAUGGAUGACACCUAAACCUCUAAUCCCGUAUGUACAAUACAAGCACAGAUUUUACAAUAUUGUUUGUCUUUCUGCCCGUUUCUGAAUAAAUCAAAGCGAGGAUGAACAGUGUUUAUCAGAAUCUACCGAUGGUCUCCGUUCUACGCAAAUGUCCACAUUUAGAUUUGUUAUUUUACCAUUUAGAGGUGUUGAGUUGUUGUUUUUUGUAUUUUCAUUUGUGUCGACUGAACAUCCACAACUAGGGGCCUUCUCUCCGUGUCAAACACUAAACAGACUUGUAUUAAUAUAUAUUUAAAAAACUAAUACCUGUUGGCUUUCAAGAAUAAGAUGCAUUGUAUAUUCUUAUUUAAACAAAGGUGUGCCUUGCAGAGUUGUUUGUAUAUAAACAUGUAAUAAACUUUGUUAACUUUUA